This is a messenger RNA of Ascoidea rubescens DSM 1968, 2149 nucleotides long. It is a transcript of the gene DHH1, whose product is annotated as DExD/H-box ATP-dependent RNA helicase DHH1. NCBI's taxonomy places the organism in Eukaryota, Fungi, Ascomycota, Saccharomycetes, Ascoideales, Ascoideaceae. Gene Ontology annotation, molecular function: ATP binding; mRNA binding; RNA helicase activity. Gene Ontology annotation, cellular component: cytoplasmic stress granule; P-body. The coding region runs from base 237 to 2111 and encodes 624 amino acids. Gene Ontology annotation, biological process: P-body assembly; cytoplasmic stress granule assembly. The record is from RefSeq and is a predicted model, not a curated record. The transcript has 2 exons.
UGUCAUCUCUCGCCUCUCUGUUCUGUUCUUUCACAACCAUCCUUCUCCUGCCUCUGUGUUUCUGCUCUACAACUUCCUUCUUGUCCUGCUCUCCUGCCUCCAAUUGCCAUCUUUAUCCAACCUUCCCACAGGCUCCCUUAUUUCCUUUCUUCCCUAUUUGUUUCUUACUGCCUACUUUUAAACUAUUUUUUCUCACUUUUUUUCUCUUCAACACAGUCAUAUAAUCAAUUACAGAAAUGUCUGAAGCUGAUUGGAAAUCGAAACUUAAUUUACCCAAAAAAGACACUCGUCCACAAACAGAAGAUGUUCUUAAUACAAACGGCUCUUCUUUUGAAGACUUUCAAUUAAAAAGAGAACUAUUAAUGGGAAUAUUUGAAGCCGGUUUUGAAAGCCCCUCUCCUAUCCAAGAAGUUGCAAUCCCUGUCGCAAUAACCGGUAGAGACAUUCUUGCUAGAGCCAAAAACGGUACCGGUAAAACUGCUGCUUUCAUUAUUCCUACUCUACAAAAGAUAAAGCCAAAAGUAAACAAAAUCCAAGCUCUAAUCUUGGUUCCAACAAGAGAAUUAGCUUUACAAACUUCUCAAGUUUGUAGAACCUUAGGUAAACAUCUUAACUUAAAAUGUAUGGUAACAACUGGUGGUACUUCCCUUAGAGACGAUAUCCUUAGAUUACAUGACCCUGUCCAUGUCUUAGUUGGUACUCCCGGUAGAGUUCUUGAUCUAUGUUCACGAAAAGUCGCUGAUUUAUCUGAAUGCCCUCUCUUCAUAAUGGAUGAAGCUGAUAAAAUGCUAUCAAGAGAAUUCAAAGAAAUCAUUGAAAAAAUCUUAAAAUUCUUUCCAAAAGAUCGUCAAUCUCUUUUAUUUUCUGCCACUUUCCCUCUAACUGUCAAAUCCUUUAUGGAUGACCAUCUCUCCAAACCUUACGAAAUCAAUUUGAUGGAUGAAUUAACCCUCAGAGGUAUCACCCAAUAUUACGCCUUCGUCGAAGAACGCUCAAAAUUACACUGUCUAAACACCCUAUUCUCAAAAUUAAGAAUCAACCAAUCAAUCAUCUUCUGCAAUUCAACUAAUAGAGUCGAAUUAUUAGCUAAAAAGAUCACUGACCUAGGCUAUUCCUGCUACUUUUCUCAUGCAAGAAUGCCUCAAGCUGAUAGAAACAAAGUCUUCCAUGAAUUUAGACAAGGUAAAGUCAGAAAUCUAGUUUGCUCAGAUUUAUUAACAAGAGGUAUAGAUAUUCAAGCUGUUAACGUUGUUAUUAAUUUUGAUUUCCCAAAGACCGCUGAAACUUACUUGCAUCGUAUUGGUAGAUCUGGUAGAUACGGUCAUUUAGGUCUAGCUGUAAAUUUAAUCAACUGGAAUGAUCGAUACAGUUUAUUUAAAAUUGAACAAGAAUUAGACACAGAAAUUAAACCAAUCCCGGCUGAAAUUGAUACUAAAUUAUAUGUCGCUGAUAAUGAAGAAUCUGUUCCAAGACCUAUUCCAAUUGAAUCCCUCCCAAAUGCAAACGUUAGAAAUUAUUCUCGUCAAAACUAUAAUCAUAACAAUAAUAACAACAUUUCUCAAAAUUAUAACCAAACCAACAAUUUUAAUCAAGACUCACAAAAAAAUAGAGAUCUUCAGAAUCAACAAAAUCAACAAAAUCAACAACAAAUACCUCAACCAUCUCAGCCAUCUCAAAACCAAUCCCAACUAUCCCAACCAUCUCAACCACCCCAACAACAAACCCAACCACCCCAACAACAAAUCCAAUCUCAAAACCAACCACAACAAUCCCAACCUCCAAUACAAUCCCAACCUCCAAUACAACCUCAACCUCAACCUCAACCUCAAUCCCCAUCUCAAUCCCAGCCUCAACCUCAACUCCAAGAUAACCAGCAACCUCAAUUACAACAACCUCAACAACAAACCCCUGAAAUUAAACCAAAAAUUUAUCCUCAACCUCCACAAUCUCAAAUGCAACCUCAACCUGUUUAUCCACCAAGAAUGAACCAGAUACCUUAUGGAUAUCAACAAAAUUUCAUGCCUCUUCCUCAGAAUUAUCCCGGUUAUCCUCCAAGAGGCUACCCUUCUCAAUUUCAAAUGCCUUAUCAAGGGGGUUAUCCACCUCAAUAAACUAACUAUUAAUCAAUUUAAAUUAGUUUUUUUUUUUA